Molecule: messenger RNA, 3337 nt
Organism: Thunnus maccoyii (southern bluefin tuna)
Lineage: Eukaryota; Metazoa; Chordata; Actinopteri; Scombriformes; Scombridae
Gene: ascc2
Product: activating signal cointegrator 1 complex subunit 2
Exons: 19
Coding region: 172-2493 (773 amino acids)
Biological process (GO): regulation of DNA-templated transcription
Molecular function (GO): ubiquitin binding
Source: RefSeq, a predicted model, not a curated record
GAAAACAAACCAUGUCACUUCCGGGCCCGAGACACCAGCAUCGUCAGACAGGUGAUUAGACAACGUUUGGAAACCGAAACUGCAGGGAGAAGCUGUGACGACUUUUAAUGGGAUGGCUUGAUACAGUUAUAGACAGUCACAUUAAGAGAAAUAAUCUGAGAAGGAGACGCCAUGGCCUGUGCUCGAGUGCCCCUGGAUGAGCAGCAGGUGACCGAGCCUGGCCCGCUGGGAAAAGAGCGCACACUGCCCGCACUGCACCCGGACAGGAAGGAGGAGCGCUAUUUUGUGCCUUAUAAGCCCCUGCCAGAGGAUAGCACUCCUGCUGAGGUGGAGGAGUUUUUGGAGCAUGCGAAAUUUAUCACGGAGGACCUGGAGUGGCUGCUCGCACUGCCUCACGAUAAGUUUUGGUGUCAGGUGGUGUUCGAUGAGUCCCUGCAGAGAUGCUUAGACUCGUAUCUGCAUCACGCUCCUCGCGGCCUCGACCUCGCCGCCCUGCCCUCCUCCCCGGCGGUGGCUGAAAUGCAGCGCUCCGUCCACAGGAUGGUCUUCUUGACCUUCCUAAGGAUGGCGACGCACAAAGAAUCAAAGGAGAACUUCCUCACCCCGGCUGUGUUUGGAGAAAUUAUCUACGACAACUUUCUUUUUGACAUUCCCAAAAUUUUGGAUCUUUGCAUGUUAUUUGGAAAAGGCAACAGCCAGCUGCUGCAUAAGAUGAUAGAGAACAUCUUUACCCAGCAGCCAUCAUACUAUAGCGACCUGGAUGAGACGGUACCCACUGUGUUAGAGGUGUUUGACACUAUCCUGGACAGAUGUGGUCUCCAGUGUGAAGGAGCCACCGCCAUGGAACCGAUGAAGCUUAACGCACACAAACAGCCCACUGCCAUGACCAUGAGCCAGCAGGAACUUGUAGAUAUUAUUUUGUACCUGUGUGACUCGACAACCACCAUCCAUGCCUUCCUGGACAUCUUCCCUGCUGCCUGCUCCAGCUUCCACUCCCACAGCUUCCUCGACAGAUUGACCUCGUUUUAUGAGACCGCUGUGCCUGACCUUGAGAAGGCCUUGAGGAAGAGAAACUUUGAUGAUAAAGGUGUUCAGGAGGACGCGUGGAAGAGAUUAUCACACUCCUGUCGGAAGAUGGUGGAGAUGGCUCACCUGGUGCUGCACCACACCUGCCUACAGCCGAUCCUGGAGGGCGGAGAAAACAUGCAAACGUUUGCAGAGGAGCUACUUCAACAUUUCACGUCUUUUUUACCAGAGAAAAGGUUCUUGUCAGACUACGAUGAGCAGUUCCCCAUCGCAGACGACAUCAGCCUCCUACAUCAGGCCCUGCCUGUCAUCGACGAGACCAGGACGUCCUACCUGCUCCAGGGGGUCGAGAGCGCCUGGGACAGCGUCGGGCGACGGAAACCGCAGAGCCAGAUUCAGCUGAGAACGUCCUCGUCAUUUGUAGCCAAUCAGGGAGCAGUGGGCGGUGCUUCUGCCGCUUCCUCUUCAGCCAGCUUUAACCCUCAAGAGGUCCGAGAACCAGGAGAAGGAGGAGAGAGUCUGAGAGGAGCAGAGGCCAUGCUGGAUGUUUCCCUAAAAGGAAAUAACGGAGCGGUUUGUCCGGUGAGCGGGGCGGAGCUGGAGUCUCUGCUGUCGUGUAUCAGGGACCUGCUGCCUGAUUUGGGAGAAGGCUUCCUGCUGGCCUGCCUGCAGGAGUACGACUACAACUCUGAGCUGGUCAUCAACAACAUCCUGGAGGACCGGUUGGCCCCGAACCUGGACAAACUGGACCGAGCCAUGCCGAGGCCUGUGAAGGAGGAGGUUUCAAGUGUUCUGAGCAAAAGAUCCAACGUGUUUGACGACGACGAGUUUGACAUCUUCCGCAGGGAUCAGGUGGACAUGUCACGCAUCUGGAAGGGCAGGAGGAAAGGUGAGAGCGCUCGAGAGCUGCUGGACGACAAACAGCACAUAGCGGAGCAGAAAGCUCGUUACCAGGCCUACGAGACGGUGGUGGACGAGGUCGUCAUCGAGCCCGGUGAAUCCGCCGCCAGCUACGGCCUGGACGACUACGACGACGAGUACGACGACACCUACGACAUGAACCAAGUGGGAGCCAACGACCUGGACGGAGACAGUCUGCUGAACAGAAGACCUUUUACAGUCCCUCAGGUACUAAGAAAAGGAAACAAACACGAGGAUGUGGACGAAGGCGAAGACGAGGAUGAGGAAGAAGAAAGUGUACAGAACAACGUUAACAGAGACCAGUUUGUGCAGGACCCGGCUCUGCUGAGGGAGAGGGCUGAAGCUAGAAGAGCCGCCAUGCAGCAGAGGAAAGGCAUCCGGCCGGAGCGUCCCAGCAACGUCGUGGGCCGGGCCAAAGGUCAAGGACAAACGUUGGAGACAUUCCUGGACCGACGCAAGAAAGAGGCCAACAAGAGCCGCGGCGCCAACCACAACCGCCGCACCAUGGCCGACCGCAAAAGGAACAAAGGGAUGAUCCCUUCCUGACCUGCGUGACGGCCCGCUGCUCGAACCAAACACACCGGUAGGAGGGAAAGAAGAACUGGCCCUGAAGUCAUAAAGAGGGAAAAAGCACCUGAAGGUUUUGGUGAAGAGUUGCAUUAGUUUACUGACUGUCUUUUAGAAAGGUGACAUUUUUGGCUUUUUGUGAUGAGAAGUUGCCGAGCAGCUUGGUGGACUGAUUGAGACCCAGAACAUCUGCUUUUAGCGUUUGAGCCUAAAGGAUGUUCAAUUCUUUGGCCCAAAUCAUUUUCUUUUUAUUGAAAAAAAAACAAACCAAAGUUCAGAGUGUGAGUCAGGGACUGACGACAAAGAAUAAGACCUUCUUUCUUUUUUUUUUGCCAAGUAACAAAUCAGUUUAUUGUUAUUAAGAUCCAGAGUGAUCGAUUGAAGUUUCUUUGACAUCAUUAUCAUCUUCAAAUAAACAACAUAGGAAUAAAAAGGAAGAAUUAUCCAAGUGUUUUUUGGAGAAAGUGGUUCCUUCUGUAGCUGGAAGAACAAAUUACUGACCUGGUGAUCAAGUCUGGACGUCAGCGGCAGAGCGGCGUGCGUGCGUGAAAAGCCGCUCGCAUGUUAACGUUUUAAAUGCAUGCAAGUGAUGUCAUCCACCCGCUUCACGCCACCGCCGCCGCCGCUGUCCAGUAUCCGCUAAAACUAAAGUCUAGUUAAAAAAAAAAAAGAAAUCCGCUCUGUGACCCAUCAUCAUUAUGAAGCUUUUGUGUUUUGGAAGCACGUGCAGUAGAGGAGCCUCCUACAUGUCGCCACGCGCACACACACACUAUUUUCUAUGGAGAAGACAGAUCUAUCGGAGCAUUUUGUAACAAAACAAAGA